AUGCUUUCUGUACCUAGCCUCCUCGAUUGUUGGAGCGUGCGUGAUAUCGCGCGUUUCCGACGAGUGCUCAAGGGGAACCCUUCUGAGCGCUCAUCGUCCCAUGGGCGUUCACCGGCCUCGUUUGGCACGAGUGCGAGUGGCCUUUCUCAUGGUCCCUGCGCACCAGCCGAGGUCAAUCGCCGUGAUCACUUCGGUCGCACUGUCUUACAUCUACUGUGUGCCAGCGACGAUCCGUUGGCCACUGAGUUUCUGCAGCUCCUGCUGACGCAUCCAUCUGUGAAUGUUAAUCUCCAGGACGAGGAGAGCGGCUGGACCGCACUGCAUCGUGCACUAUAUGCAGGUCAUAUCCACAUCGCACUCAUACUGCUGGAGCGCACGGAUAUUGACUACUACAUCAAAGACUGGGAAGGCCUCACGGCGUUCGACUUGUACAACACGACCGUUGAAGGGACAUGCCCCAGUAAUAUGGACGAAGGCAGCGGAGCCGACUUAUUUGUCUGGGGUGGCAACCGAAACUACACUCUGGGGCUUAGCCACGGCAAUGAUAGCGCGUUGCCUGAGCGCGUCAAGCUCAAAUGCAACGAGCGACGCACACCACUCAUUGCUGGCGCCCGCUUUAAUCGACCUCAUGUUCGUGAUAUUUCCAUGUCACGUUGGCAUACCGUCCUCGCCACUAAUGAGCCCCGCAAAAAUGUAUACGUUUGCGGCAUCGGAUCUCAGGCUCGGUUGGGACGCUCAGCGCAGUCGUUGCCAACAUUUGAGCCACUGCGUGACUUUAGUGAUACAGCAAACAUUGUCGUUGCAGGAUCCGAUCACACUAUUAUUGUCACUGAAACUGGCGCUGUGUAUACCUUCGGCUCGAACCGUAUGGCUCAGUUAGGCUACGCUAUUGAAGAAGGGCUGGGCGUCGUGUCCUCGUCGUCCGGCACCAAGCGAUCUGGUGCCACAAGUCAUCCAAAUCAGCACUCACUGCAAGGUCCGGUUUCGGACGUCAGUGGCGUCGAGCUAGACUUACAAGUCACGCCGCGGCGAGUGCAAGGACCAUUGAAACGUGAGGUGAUUAUUGGCGCUGCGGCGAGUCGACUGCAUUCUGUCGCCUACACUGCCAGUGCCUUGUACACAUGGGGCACGAACAAUGGCCAACUUGGGUACGACCGCCAUUCUGCUCCGGUGCAAGUGCAACCACGACGUGUCACCGUAGUGAGCGUGCCUGUCCGCCAAGUGGCCGCGACAGAAUUUGCCACGGCUUGCCUGUUGGAAUCGUGGGAUGUCAUGCUUCUUCAUGGCGACGCGAACUAUCGUGUAAUGUUCCCAUCACCGCGUGUGACGAGUGACGUCGGCAUGUUUCGACCACGUCAAAUGCAGCCCAAGCCUUGCAUCCGUAAACUCACUUGCUCCGGCACAACGUUCGCUGCUCUGUCGGAUCUGGGCGACCUGUUUACCUUCCACGUGGAGCACUCCAGCACGACGGGCGCCAAAGUUGUGCCGCCUCGUCCCCACCUUGUUUGGAGUGUUCGGCGCAAGUUUUCGGCUGUUCGCGAUGUCGCAAUUGGAAAUGAUAAUGCUUUGAUUCUAUGCACUGCUGAUGGCCAUGUCUACGUUCGUGCCCAAAAGUUGGAGCUGAAAGUCAAGUCACGAACUCCCAAAUUCCAACUUGUUCCUUACUUGCAGCGAAUCGUUCAAGUGAGGGCCAAUGUGACAGGCAGCUUUGCUGCUAUGCAAGUACCCUGGCGUCUGCCAACUAUACCUAUCCGUGGCCGCUCACUGGAGCAGGAUCUCGUGUCGCUGGUAUCGCCAAUUCAAGGCAUGCUCAUAGCCGGCCCAGUCGCAUGCGAAACGUUACACACGGACAAUGGCGACGAGAACGAGGAAGACUUAUCUAACUCUCAUGUGCCGCGCUAUGUGUCGCAGGCCAAGGCCCUGCUAUCGCACAUAAACGAAGCGCGGUCCAAAUUCGUAUCACGGGACAAUGCGUCUCAUCAUGAUGCCGUUCUACUUGUUGAACAUGGCGCUUACGCCAUUCCCGUGCACCGCCUCAUGCUCGCCUUGCGCAUCCCGAAUCUUGCCUCUGUUGUGUGGCGGGGCGGCGAGGCAUAUGGCGUAAAGGUGCGCGACGCACACACCGUGGACUGUGGAAAAUUGUCUUUUGCAUCCGCCAUGUUCCUCUUACUCUAUCUUUAUACGGACGACAUGCCUCCGGUAUGGUGCGCCAGCGUCGGAUACUUGGUCGCAGAACAAGCGCGUCAGGCGGACUUUGACGUCCGCCUUGUGUAUUCUGAGCUAUACGAGUGGGCUACCUCCCUGUCUAUGACAGCAUUGCAAGAAUUUCUUGCAUCUCGACUCGUCAAGCCGCCCCGUCAAACUUUGCAUCCCCAGCUCCAUGAACUUUUCGAGGGUUUGCUUACUCAGAAACCUCUGCCCGGUGCGGAUGUUGUGCUACAUCUAGCUGACGCGGAUAUCACAUGCCAUUCCAUCUUUUUGCGUCGCUCGCCUAUGCUCGAAUCUCUGUUGGACUGGCGCGCGAUGCGGGGUGAUUCCGGCUACGUACAUAUCGAUAUGCCGCACUGGACGUGGCCUAUCAUGCGUGUUGGUCUAGCCUUCCUGUAUAUGGACGCGGAUACUGCUGCUUUCCAGGGCACGGAUGAAGAUAAGUCGCCGGACCAAUUUAUUGACUUUGUGCUGGAUGUACUACAGCUCGCCGAUGAACUGCUGCUAGAGAAGCUGCAGCAUAUCACAUAUGGCUUCCUGUCACCUCGAGUCAAGCCCACGAAUGUCGCUGCACUCUUGUCCGAUGCACUGCGUCUCAACGCACCGGCCUUUAGCCAGGUUUGCAUGGAGUACGCAACGCGUCAUCUCGAGACGCUGCUGGAAAUGGGAUGCCUAUCGAGUUUAGACGUGAGGGAGCGCCGUAUUCUUGCCGAAUAUAUUCAGGCGCAGCAGGACCGGGUCUUACAUCGAUCUCUCGCUCGUGAUCGCAUGCUAGCGCUUUCGAUAAAGCAUCAGGACUACAUUGCCGAGCUCGACUUGCCCAAACCAUCCCUCAAUUUGGCGUGCCUCAAAGUGCCCAAACGUAUGAAGUCGCCUCGCAUUGCACCUGUUGACGAUAUGCCCGCACCCAGUACUCCUUCACUACAGCUGCAAGGUGACGAGAGCCUCUUGUUUACCAUGGACGAUGUCGCGCCAGAACCUUUGCCAGAACCAGCAUGGCAAACUGUGGGUGCGAGACCCCCUCGGCAACCGCGGCGUUCUUCUGAUGCACCCCUCGCAUCGUCUCCGCCGAUGAGUGCGCCGCGAUCCUCGCAGAAAGAGCAGCGGCCUAUGGGUUUAUCACCUCCUUCUACGACUUCUCCUAUCACACCUGGUGCACAGACGUCCGUCAUACAAAUGUCGUUGGCCACCAAAGUCACUCAAAAGGAGCGCAAGAAGCAGCAGCAGCAACAACAACAGCGGGCACUUUCUUCCGAAUCACGACCCGCAUGGAAACCUACUUCAUCCAAGUCACGCAAGUCGGAUGUGUGGGGCACUUCACCCAGUUCUCUUCCCGGCCCAUCAUUGCCCGGGACACCGCCAGCCCAAUCCUUUGCUGAGAUCCAAGCACAACAACAAGCAGCCAUGGUACAGCAGCGUGCUCAACAGAUUAAACCCAAGAGCUUUGCACAAAUCCUGCAUGAAGAACGCGUUGCACAACAGCAGGCAGACCGUGAUCGCCAGGAAGCUGAGGCGUUUGAGCGCUGGUUCGAGGAAGAAAGUCGGCGUGUACAGGAACAAGAAGCACGUCUAGCUCAACGUGGAGAUCAAUCACGACGUGGACGUCCACGACGUGGACGUCGGCGUGGCAAAGCGAAUCCAGCCAUGGCCCGAAUAGAUGAUGACUAG
Molecule: messenger RNA, 3876 nt
Organism: Malassezia restricta
Lineage: Eukaryota; Fungi; Basidiomycota; Malasseziomycetes; Malasseziales; Malasseziaceae
Product: BTB domain and ankyrin repeat protein
Exons: 2
Coding region: 1-3876 (1291 amino acids)
Molecular function (GO): protein binding
Source: RefSeq, a predicted model, not a curated record